AACAAUCUACGAGCCCUCAACCCAUGGGGAAGCCCUCCACUUACUGCCGUUUCUCAUACUAUGCUGCCGGCUCAGCGCCCCAGGCGUGACGACGGGAUUUUGGCCUUCUGAGCGUCUGUACGCCCGCCAUAAGUACGAGUCGUAGCUCGUGGUACGAUAGCCAGUGGAAGCCUCCGUCCGGCCAUACAGCAACACUCCUACAUCAUGGUCGCCUCCUCUCUUCUUCUUUUCCUCAGCACCGCUUCUGUGGUAGCCGCCUAUCCCAGCGCAUCAUCCUGGGCCGGCUCCACAGAAUCUGCCGUGUUCCCUCCUCCCGGCGCAACCAAUACGGCUAUUGACACCUACUUUCCCGACGCAGAACAGGUCGGUCACCCGGGACCGACGCCUACUGGCGAUGAGGCGUGGGUCCUAGAGACUGCACCAGUCGCACCUGUGAAGGAGGACGUCUACCCUCUCAUCAACCCUGCGGAAGGACAAGCGCCUGUCAGCACUCCUGGGUUCAAUCCUAUGCGCUACUGGGGCAAUUUGUCUCCAUGGUGGUCUCUUGGGGAGAGCGCCUUUGGCCUGAAAUCCACGGCCAAGGUACCGACGGGCUGCGAGCUCACUCAAGUCCACCUGCUACACCGUCACGGUGCGAGGUAUCCCACGGACGGUUCAUCUCCUUCAAAGUUUGCGUCCAGACUCCAUGCCGCUGCCAAUUCGACUGGAUUUACGGCGACUGGUCCUCUUGAAUUCCUGAACACCUGGACGUAUAAGCUGGGAGCCGAGAUCCUCACGCCCUUCGGCCGCGAGCAACUCUUCGAUCUUGGAAUUGCUUUUAGGGUCAAAUACGGACACCUCUUGGAAGGCUUUAAGAACCUCCCCGUGUUCCGGACUAACUCAAAUGCACGUAUGGUCGAUUCCGCGCUUCAUUUUGCAGCUGGGUUCUUCGGUGUUCAGCAGUACCAAUCAUCAUAUCACCAAGUCAUCGUUAUUGAGGACGACCCCUUCUACGAUGCUUUGACCCCGUGGGAUGCCUGUCCUAAUUCAGGGAAUGACAACGCCAACCUAGGCAUCAUUGCGGCAGGAAACUGGUCGCAAAUCUACCUUAACAAGACUGUGGCUCGUCUGCAGAAACACAUCGAUGGCAUAGAGUUAGACGUCUCAACCGUCCAGAGCAUGCAACAACUGUGUGCAUACGAAACGGUGGCUCUUGGCUACUCUGAGUUCUGCGAUCUGUUUACGGAGGAGGAAUGGAAGGGCUACGAGUACGCCCUCGAUCUGGAGAUAUGGUACAGCUAUGGCCCUGGAUCGCCUUCUGCUGCUGCUCAGGGCAUUGGCUACGUUCAGGAAUUGCUGGCGCGUUUGACGCAGACACCCAUCACCAACUUCUCAACGACCCUGAACCAAACUAUCGACGGCAACAACGUGACAUCCCCGCUUGACCAGCCCAUAUACGUAGACGCGACUCACGACACGGUCAUCACUACCGUACUCACCGCUUUGAACUUGAGCAUUCCGUUGACAAGGACUGGUCCGCUACCCGUCAAUCACAUCGCUAAGGACCAUUCGUACAUUGCUUCCCAUCUGGUACCCUUUGCAGCCAACCUUGUUGGGCAGGUUGUGUCUUGCCCUGCUGCGAAUCGUACCCACAAGGAGUCGUACAUCCGCUUCCUCCUCAACGAUGGUGUCGUUCCAUUGACUGGUGUCUCCCACUGCACGGAAAAUAAGGACGGUCUGUGCCUUGUAGAAAGCUUCGUUCAGGGUCUUCAAGAGCGCAUUGCCGAAGUGGACUUCCAGUACGAUUGCUUCGCUGACUACACCGCAGGGUUCCCGGACAACAUCAUUGACGGACGCAUGAAGCAUUGAGAUGCUGUCGUCACAGCUAAUAGCGACUGUGUGGUUCAGAACAUUCUCUGUCCCCUGAAUAGUGUAUUCGUUG
Molecule: messenger RNA, 1921 nt
Organism: Dichomitus squalens LYAD-421 SS1
Lineage: Eukaryota; Fungi; Basidiomycota; Agaricomycetes; Polyporales; Polyporaceae
Product: phosphoglycerate mutase-like protein
Exons: 7
Coding region: 205-1848 (547 amino acids)
Molecular function (GO): acid phosphatase activity
Source: RefSeq, a predicted model, not a curated record